Messenger RNA from Physeter macrocephalus (sperm whale), 1756 nucleotides. It is a transcript of the gene IL7, whose product is annotated as interleukin 7. Lineage: Eukaryota; Metazoa; Chordata; Mammalia; Artiodactyla; Physeteridae. Gene Ontology annotation, biological process: immune response. Gene Ontology annotation, cellular component: extracellular region. The record is from RefSeq and is a predicted model, not a curated record. Gene Ontology annotation, molecular function: growth factor activity; interleukin-7 receptor binding. The coding region runs from base 1 to 675 and encodes 224 amino acids. The transcript is spliced from 7 exons.
AUGGUUUCUUUUAGGUAUAUCUUUGGAAUUCCUCCCCUGAUCCUUGUUCUGUGGCCAGUAGCAUCAUCUGAUUGUGAUAUUGAAGGUAAAGAUGGCGGAGCCUAUCAGAAUGUUCUAAUGGUCAACAUCAAUGAUUUGCAUACUUUUACAAAUAUAAGAAGUGAUGUACAAGUGUCCAAGGAUGCAGCAUCUGCCCUUUACAUCAAAUGGCAUAAGAAAAUGGGACUGUGUUUUCUUGUCUUUGUUCCCCCAUCAAGCUUGGCAGAGGACUUUGCCCAUUGGCCUGUAGACAGCAUGAUAGACUUUGAUAGCAAUUGCCUGAAUAACGAACCUAACUUUUUAAAAAAACAUUCAUGUGAUGAUAAUAAGGAAGCUUCGUUUUUAUAUCGUGCUGCUCGAAAGUUGAAGCAAUUCCUUAAAAUGAAUAUCAGUGAAGAUUUCAAUCUUCACCUAUCAACAGUUUCACAGGGCACAUUAACACUGUUAAACUGCACCAGCAAGGGUAAAGGAAGAAAACCAACUUCCCUGCGUGAAGCUCAACCCACUAAGAAUUUGGAAGAGAAUAAGUCUUUAAAGGAACAGAAAAAGCAGAAUGACCUGUGUUUCCUAAAGAUACUACUACAAAAGAUAAAAACUUGUUGGAACAAAAUUUUGAGGGGCGCUAAAGAACAUUGAAAACUACGGAGUGGCAAUAUAAAAACUUAAGAGCUUUAUUUGUAUCCUCCAAGAAUCUAUCUGCUUGUGCAAUUUUCCAGGAUAAAAUGCCUUCUGGAAGUUACUAAAUGCAUCCUGGUAAAAACGGAUUACAGCAAUUGAGAAAUCCUUACUGUAGUACUAGAAGAUGGACGUAAACAGUGGAAACCAAACGCUGCAAUCAACAAACUAUUUCACAUGCAUGAGGACAUAUAUCAGUCGGUAUUAAUUCUGAGCUGAUUUCUGUAAGACAAUCUAUGUAAGAUAUUAGUUGCAAUAAUACUUUUUAAACCUGUUUAAAAUGUUCAGAAGACAUAUAAAUUCUGUGAAAUGUAUAAAGUUUACAAGGAUUAAAAAUUAACAUUUCAUUAUUACCAAAAUAAUUUUAUGGCCCACUAUGCAUCAGCAUACUGCAAUGAGAGUGGAAAUUGUUGUCAUCUGUGCUGGAAAUGUUUCAGAGUCACAGUGAGAUUUGGAUAAGGCCCAUGAGAACAAGAGUCAUACAGCUUAAAGAAGCAGUAGCAUAAGGGAAUCCAAGAUAAUUGAGAGAUGUAAUUAAACAUGAAUGUAUAACACAGUGCCUUUAAUAAAUGAUAUAACAGAUGUUUUAAAAUGAAGAUGAAUAAUUUCACAAAAUAGAAAGUCAUCUGUUCUAAGGAUGCUAAACCAUAGUACUGAGUUACUUUUGUCAUUUAUGUGUAAUAAAAUUUGUCUAAAUGAGUUUGCAAUUUGGGAAGUAUAUUUUUAAGAGAAUAAUAUAUGUUGGCCUUUUAAUUAAUGGAAUGUAUAUAUUUAAUUUUGACACUAUUUGUAUAUAAAAAUAUUUUCAUACAGUAUUACAAUUGCUUACUUUGGAUAACAUUUCUCCUUUUAUAAUAAAUGACCUAUGUAUUAACACUGUCAGAUUCACUUAAUGAAUCCCAAUAGGAGUUUUGUUUGUUUGUUUUUUGGCCGUACCAUGCGGCUUGCAGGAUCUUAGGUCCCCAAGUAGGGAUCGAACCUGGGCCCCCUGCAGUGGAAGCGCAGAGUCCUAACCACUGGACCGCCCAGGAAUUCCCCCAAC